Enterospora canceri is the source of this 456-nucleotide messenger RNA. Lineage: Eukaryota; Fungi; Microsporidia; Enterocytozoonidae. The record is from the annotation of a GenBank genome assembly.
AUGCGUAGGAGGAUAAGUCAGUUGAUUUUUAGAAGAAAUUUGGGUGGAAUUGAGACUGGGGCAGAAGCAAAGAGAAGGCUAAAUGAGAUUAAGAAAGUGAAGAAUGAGAUUGAGGAGAGUGGUAGAAGAGGGAAGGAUAGCAGUAUGCUUGAAUUCAGAGUGUAUAGGAAUGAAGCAAGAAAGAGAAUGGUGCUAUUGAAGAAGGUACAGGAGGAGAUGCAGGGGGUGAAUCAGGAAAUAGGAAGAAUCAACAAGAAGAUAGAGAAUGAGUAUAUGGCAGUGGAGAGAGUGAAUAGGAUAAUCAGGUACGAGGAUGAGGAUGAGACAGUGGUGGAAAACAGGGAGAGUAGAGCAGUAGAAGGAAGAGAGAAGGAGUUGAGAGAGGAGCUGGAAAAAGUGAGAGAGAGGAGAGUUGAACUCGAGGCAUUGGUUGAUGAAUUGACCAGUGAAAAGUGA